AUGGAAUCGCCUCCCCAUUCCCCUCAAGGCUCUCCUCUCCAAGUCACACCCCUAGCAAUGCAGGCCCCCAAUCCUGAUUCUCCUCCACAACAAACCCCUCCACCACCUCCCACAUCCACCUAUAAGAGGAGAAUCCGAUCGAAAUCAACCCGACCCAUGGCCUCUGCACCACCUCUCACAAAACGCAAAGACCCACCUACCACUCCACUUUCAGAGCCUCCACCCAAAAACCCCAAAACUUCAGCUUCCACACGACAGGGGGUUGGCAUUUCUACCUCUACCCCACAAGCCAAAUCACCCUCUUCUAGUAAAAAGCAAUCUUCAGCAACAACACAGGUAUCUAAACUACCUUGGCCCCUUCCUGAUGUAACCCACAAGGCAACUUUUAAGAGACUAAAGGACAGGAAAGUGCAACCCACUAGUUUGCCACCUUCUGACACUGCACAACUAGCGGCGAAUCAGGGACCCAUCGCACAACCAGGAGGCACAACUGUACCACCGGUCCAACAACAUUCUCACGAACUGCACCACCCACUCGAUGCACAAGAUACCCCACAAGAUAAACAGAAAGAGUUAAAAGAGAUGAUGAAACAGCUCAUGGUUUUUCUGGGAAUGCCACCUCCACCUCCAUCACCGCCCCCAGAACCACCCCUUCAGCAGCAACCAGUUCCAUCCAGUCCUCUAGCAGCACAUUUGGACAAGGGCAAAACCAUAGAAUUAGACUAG
Hevea brasiliensis (rubber tree) is the source of this 726-nucleotide messenger RNA. Its product is annotated as proline-rich receptor-like protein kinase PERK14. The record is from RefSeq and is a predicted model, not a curated record. The transcript is spliced from 3 exons. Bases 1 to 726 code for a protein of 241 amino acids. NCBI's taxonomy places the organism in Eukaryota, Viridiplantae, Streptophyta, Magnoliopsida, Malpighiales, Euphorbiaceae.